GAAUUCGUGGUCAGUUUCAAAAAUUCAUAAACGGCUGGACUUUGCAUCCUUCAAACACAAUGAAAAGGAUAUUGAGGAAAUGUUAAUCAGACUUGCUCAGGAGGGGAAAAAGUUUGUGACCUGACCUCAUUGUUACGCUUUUCUUCCCAGGUAGUUCAUUUGUCUAUAUGGCCCUGGAGAGAAAAGGGUACCACCAGGUGAUGGAACCAACCGGUUAAUUCGGUUCCAAACAACACACAGCAAACAGGAGUUUUCUUAGGAAAGGCCCCAAACUCAGGUGCAGAUGGCAUCCGAGGAGAGAGAUGUUUGGGAAGCUGCAGGCAAUCCAAAGAUGGUUAAAGGUCCAUGGGGAAUUCAGAAUAAAAAGGAAAUAGAGAUAAAUCCGCCAUGGAACUUUUCUAUGGAAGAAGAUCUGGCUCUACAUUUGGGGUCUCUCGGUGGGAAAAAAACCCUGGAUUCAGCCGAGCAAAAGCACUCGCCGAAGAAAUAUUCCAAUUUUCCUCUGGAAUUUCAGCCAGAGGAGGAAGCAGAGAAUAUUGAAAUACAUGCCAGUUGCUUAGCGGGUGCAUCCCAAAUCGGCAUCAAAGAGGAGGAUUUAGAGCACCCCGAAUAUGAGUGGUCCCUGUGCCAAAACUCUGUCCCGUUCCUGUCUCAAAGGAUAAAAAAGGAAGCCAACGCCAACCCUCCCCUCGAUUCAGAGUUUGGGGAAAACAUUGACCCGCCCUCAAUAUUCCUCAAAAGGCGCCCCCCCACCUCCAUGUUCACCAAACAGGACGGGGGCUUUGCCAAGUCCCAGAAAAAUCUCCCCGUCCUCCUGGAAGAGCCGAAAGCAGAGAAAACGUUCCCCUGUCCCGUUUGCAGCAAAGAAUUCAAUCAGAAGUCUAACCUCACUCGGCACCAUAAAAUUCACACGACCGAAGGGUCGUACAAGUGUGCCAAGUGCGGGGAAAGCUUUCGCAUGAACCGGCAGCUCCUUCGACACCAGCGGAUGCACCUGAGCGACCCGUUCAAAUGCACCGAGUGUGGGAAGAGCUUCAGCCGGAGGUCCAAUCUCAUCCGGCACCAAAAAAUCCACACGCGGGAAGCGCCGUAUCAGUGUCCCGAGUGUGAGAAAACCUUCAACCAGAAGACCAAUCUUUUCAGACACCGGAUGAUCCACAUCCAGAUGGGGCCUUGCAACUGUACCAAGUGUGGGAAACUUUUCACGCAAAGAAAGUACCUGGUGAAGCACCAAAAGCUGCACCUAAGCGAGGGAGACCAAAAAUGCUUCAUUUGCGGGAAGCAAUUUCGGCUGAAGAAAUAUCUCCGGCGACAUCAGAAAAUCCACAGCCGUGAGAUGCCGAAUGUGCACGAAACUCAGAUGGAGUGACCAGGCUUGGCAAGAAGAACUGGAAUUACAGGCGGAUGGAAAACUCA
Notechis scutatus (mainland tiger snake) is the source of this 1416-nucleotide messenger RNA. The record is from RefSeq and is a predicted model, not a curated record. Lineage: Eukaryota; Metazoa; Chordata; Lepidosauria; Squamata; Elapidae.